AUGACAUGUCACUUCUGUUAUGAACUUGUCAAAACUCAUUAUUCGCACGAUUGGAUAGCUGGCUUUCUUUUUCUUAUCACUCUUGGGAAGCUCCAUUCCAAGAAUUGUAUGAGCUCAUCAAAACUAUGUCAUGAACGUAAUCGGAAGCUUUUGCAAGCAAUGUCGCUAUAUCACUUUCAAAGAGCUUUAAGCAACAUGACAAUCGACUUUAAUGCUGUUAAAACAAGCGAUAGUGUUAUCGUUCUUGUUGUUGAAUAG
Messenger RNA from Clunio marinus, 258 nucleotides. The record is from the annotation of a GenBank genome assembly. Lineage: Eukaryota; Metazoa; Arthropoda; Insecta; Diptera; Chironomidae.